Mesorhabditis belari is the source of this 714-nucleotide messenger RNA. The record is from the annotation of a GenBank genome assembly. NCBI's taxonomy places the organism in Eukaryota, Metazoa, Nematoda, Chromadorea, Rhabditida, Rhabditidae.
AUGACGGGCUCAAAAGAGAAUGUUGACACCGAGUUGCAUGUCGUGAUUUUGGGACCCGAUCAAAAACAUGUUUUGUUUAAAAAAUUGUGUCGAGCUGCGGACAAAUAUGAGAAACAUGUGCAUUACCAAGAUGUUCAUUAUCUUCAUGUGAAUAAGCCUGCAGAUGGGACAGAAGAAGUCAUUGAGAUCACCGAUCCGGGAUUGGGUCACACCGGAAACCGUGAAAUGGCCAUUCGUAAAUGUAAUCUUGCCUUGAUUUAUUGCUCUGUCUCAACAACUUCCGAUCUUCAACGAAUCGAGUCACUCAUCCCGGAUUUCGAUUUGAGAAAAACGGUUCCUGUUCGAUUCCUCUUCGACGUUGAUGAGGUGGCGAUUGAUGAAGAGGACAGCUCAUCUACAGGGAUUUCCUCGGUUUCUGAAGGAUAUGAAUCGGACACGGAUUUGGAGGGACCAAAAAGGAAGAAUUCGAUGGAUAAAAUAAGGAGACAAAACGAAGAGGGGAUGGUCACGAUGCAACAGAUCAGUGAACUGUCCACACGAUUUGGCCCAGACGUGCGAGUUGAACAGAUCUCCUCCAAUCAAAUGGUUGAUGCAAGGGGAUUGCUUGAGACAAUCAUGGAAGAAGCUGCAAAAAGCAAAAAGAAAACAACGCCAAAGAAACGCCUUCUUUCCAUUGCUUUGUUGGCUUCAUUAGCUAGUGCCUCUUCACUAAUA